Molecule: messenger RNA, 858 nt
Organism: Stegostoma tigrinum
Lineage: Eukaryota; Metazoa; Chordata; Chondrichthyes; Orectolobiformes; Stegostomatidae
Gene: hopx
Product: HOP homeobox
Exons: 3
Coding region: 170-466 (98 amino acids)
Biological process (GO): cell differentiation; regulation of transcription by RNA polymerase II
Cellular component (GO): nucleus
Molecular function (GO): DNA binding
Source: RefSeq, a predicted model, not a curated record
UAGAUUCAAUCAGCUGUGUGACGUUCUCUCUCUCCAGUCCUCCUGAAAUGCUUUUAGACUGCAGGCAAACAGCCAACUACAUGAGGUAUCUCUCAGUCAUAGUUUAUACUGGAAAAAAUAAUCCCAUGUCUCAGGAACAGAAGGCAUCGUAGACCUGUGGUGAUGUGGGAUGAUGGUUCUGCCACCGAAGGCAACUUCUUUAUCAGCCGCCCCAAUGGAACAGCGCGCUGCGAGCAAUGCAUCUGGAUCCGGCUCCUUGGGAACUAUGGACCUGAAAGACGAUCAGAUUCAGCUGUUGGAAGAGAACUUCGCUCGGACGAAGCAGCCGGACGCCUCCACUCUAAUGCUAGUUGCGGCGGAGUGUGGUCUAUCCGAGGCUGAUACAGCGCAAUGGUUUAAGCAGCGCUAUGCAAAAUGGAGACAAGCAGAAGGAUUACCUCCAGAGUGUGGAUCUGUCAAAGACUAAAGACUGGUAAACACUGCUGUUGCCAUCACCAUGGAGUCAAUUCCAUUACGCUGCAGGCUACUUUCAUUUCGCUGGCUAUAUCCAGCAGGAAUGCCUCCUUGUUUAGGAUCAGAGCUUAAUACCUCCUCUCAGUGACUUUGGUUUACUUCUGUGAAUUCAAAGUAUGUUUGAUUUAAUAUUUUUGCAUAGCUUGAAUCUUGUUUGUUGUGGGGUACUCAUUUACACUAAUUAUAUGCUAAUUUCAAUUUAAUGUGAUUGUUAGAUAAGUAAAAUUCUUUUGGGUUUAAGUGCAAUUAAAUCAUGUAUCUGUGUGAUAUUAAAUAAUAUAUAAUUUGAAACUGAAGACAAGAAUGCACUCCUUUCAUGCCCUUUAAAUAAAAAGCUUAACUUUU